AUGACGACCCAGUUUCCUUCACUAAUAGUGUUCGGAUCUCAAGCUGGGACUCUAUCAAAAGCUUCGCUGCUGCGAUUGCGAUCUCUGCUCCACGGUAGAAUCGAACAGAGAGGCAUCGUCGAGGCGAUGCAUGGCCUCCCUGCCGCCUGGGACGCCCUAGCCGCCUUUGAUCCACAGCUGGACGGUCUUGACGGCAAGAACCAGCUCGAGCAGCUGGUCAGCCUCCUUGGAGGACAUGGUGACGAUGAGCAGGGCCUCGUGCCAGCCUCGGGAACGAACACCAUGGCUAUGCCCAACAUAUUACUCGCGCCCUUGACCGUCUUGAUCCACAUGGUUGAGUACUUCACUUACUUGAGACAUGUAGGCACCUCACAUCGAAAGGUGCUUCAGUCAGUCGCCCAGAAUGGCGGCUUUCAGGGCUUGUGCACCGGCCUCUUGUCUGCUAUCGUCAUGUCCACCUCCGAGGACGAAGUGCAGGCUAUUGAGGUGGCUGCCCGCGCAUUAAACCUGGCGCUGGCAAUCGGGGCUUACGUUGACCUGGACGCUCGGUCGGUCAGCCCGCCAGGGGAGUUCUCGUGCUUUGUCGUGCGUUGGAAGCAGCAAAGCGAUAGGGAACAAGUUCUGGGAAUAUUGGAACAGUUUCCCCAGGUUUGUCUUUCCUCCCCGCACAAUGUGCAGACCAGAGGAGGAUAUCAGCUCAACCUCACACAGGCCUAUAUUUCUGUCACCUUGGAUGAUAGCAUCGUCACCGUCACUGCAGAUCGGCAGUCUUCCAGAGACAUCAUGAAUAGUCUCCACUCAAUUGGAGCGGUCACAAAGCCCAUCCCACUCAACGGCCGCUUCCACACACGAGGAAACAAGGAAAGAUGCGCAAAAGUGGUAUCACUCGGGCAGUCAGAUGCACGGUUUCGUCUUCCGGGCUCAGCCUCGCUGCACACACAAGUGUUCGGUGGGGAUGGCGAGCCCAUCGACUCGAACGAGCUGCAAGAGACUGCGCUCAGAUCUAUCUUGGUCGACCAAGCGGCAUGGCACAAGGCUCUGGCGAAAGCACUAUAUCGGGUGUCGUCCACGCCGUCCGCAAAGCCCCUGGUCAUUUCACUAGGCCCCGUUGAUUGCAUACCACACUCCCUGGUCAACAAGUACAGCCUCGACAUAGCCACCUCGGCAUCCUUCGGGGGCCUGAGUGCCGAGGCCUCAUAUCACACAUAUGCGGACGACUCCAUAGCCAUCGUCGGGAUGGCCUGCCGCCUCCCCGGCGCCGACAACCUCGAAGAGUUCUGGCAGCUCCUCCUCUCCGGCUCGUCGAUGCUUCGUAGGCUCCCGGGCGAACGCUUCGCCACGACGGGCCUCCGGCGCUCUCCCAAGGAAGACACGCCGUUCCUCGGGAACUUUGUGCGCGACGCCUUCGCCUUCGACCACAAGUUCUUCAACAAAUCGUCCCGCGAGGCCAGGUCCAUGGACCCGCAGCACAAGCUCAUCCUCCAGGUAGCAUACGAGGCCCUUGAGUCGGCCGGGUAUUUCAGCCGCGGCGGGCAGCCCAGGGACGUCGGGUGCUACAUUGGCGUGGCGGCGUCCGACUACGAGGAUAAUGUGGCCUCGCACGCCCCGACAGCCUUCUCGGUCACCGGGGCCGUGAGGGCAUUUGUCAGUGGCAAGAUCAGUCAUUUCUUUGGCCUGAACGGCCCAUCGCUCGUCUUCGAUACGGCCUGCUCUUCCUCGGCCGUUGCCAUCCACACCGCCUGCCAGGCCAUCCGGUCGGGGGACUGCUCCAUGGCAUUGGCCGGGGGUGUCAACGUCAUCACCAGCCCGACCCUUCACCAGAACUUGGCUGCGGCGAAUUUCCUCAGCCCCACGGGCGAGUCCAAGUCCUUUGAUGCCCGCGCGGACGGCUACUGCCGAGGAGAGGGCGCCGGGGUGCUAAUGCUCAAGAGAUACUCGGCAGCCGUGGCCGACGGCGACAACAUCUUCGGCGUCAUCGCCGGCUCCGCUGUAAACCAGAACGCAAACACUGCUCCCAUCACCGUGCCCGUGUCUUCCUCACAGACAAGCCUCUACAUGAGAGUACUCCAGCGGGCGCAUAUGGAUCCAAAGAGCGUGUCAUAUGUCGAGGCGCACGGGACAGGCACACCAAAAGGCGAUCCAAUCGAGUGUGCCAGCAUCCGCGAGGUAUUCGGAAACCAGCCGUCCCGCAAACUGUAUUUCAGCUCCGUCAAGGGCAGCAUCGGGCACCUCGAGGGCGCGUCGGGGGUGGCAGGCAUCAUCAGGGUGCUCCUGAUGAUGCAGCACCGGACCAUCACGCCGCAGGCGAGCUUCAGGACGCUGAACCCGAGUAUCCCACCGCUUCUCCCGUCCAACAUGGAGAUCCCCGAGGCCCCAAGGCCGUGGGAAACCGACUUCAUGGCGGGCAUCGUCAACAAUUACGGCGCUGCUGGCAGCAACGCGGCACUGCUAAUCUGCCAACCUCCGCCCACGCAGCCGGGGUCUGACCUGACCAGCGCGAGGGCCCCCGACAGUUACCCCAUCAUGAUCCAUGCCAAGUCUAUUGCAAGCCUGUCUGCCAACUGUAACGCGCUUCUUGCAUACCUGGAUCACCAGGCUGAGAGCCAUUUCCCACCACCGCUGGCAAGUAUUGCUUACUGGGCUUCCAUGCGACAGAACCCCGAGCUUCCAUUCUCAUGGAAGGCACGGAUCAGGUCUCUUGAGGGCCUUCGAGAUGAACUCAAGAGAGAAAUCGAGGCCCUGGCAAAGACAAAGGAGGUCCAGUCACCAGCCAAAGGGCCUGGCGCAAGCGAGAAGCUACCCGUUGUCCUUGUCUUCUCAGGCCAGACCGGUAGGCUGGUGAAGAUGUCGAGGGAGGCAUAUGACAGCUCCGUCCUGCUGAAGAGACACAUGGACAGCUGCGAUGCCAUUGUCCGGUCCCUAGGAUACCCCGGGAUUUUCCCGGCCGUGUUCACCCAAGAACCUAUCGCCGACAUCGUGACGCUUCACUGCGCCAUCUUCACCGUCCAGUACGCCUGCGCGCAAUCAUGGAUCCACGCAGGCUUGCAGGUGCAGGCCGUGAUUGGGCAUAGCUUCGGCCAGCUGACUGCCCUCUGUGUUGCGGGCGCCAUGUCCCUCGAAGACGGCAUCAGGCUGGUAGCGGGCCGCGCAGCACUGGUGCAAAGUGCUUGGGGCAAUGAAAGGGGUGCCAUGGUGUCCAUUGAUGUGGACUCGGCCCGGGCGCAGCAGCUUGUGAUGGCGGCCCGAGAGAGGGACAUCGAUGUUGAGGUUGCCUGCUAUAACGCGCCCAAGAGGCAGGUAAUCGUGGGCUCCGAGGCUGCGGUUGCAUCUUUUGAGACCUUCGUGUCGCAGAACCAGCAGGGCGGGCUAGCGUCGCCUGCGUUGAAACGGCUGGAAGUCACGCAUGGCUUUCACUCCAAGUUCGUCAACAACAUCUUGCCAGGCUACCGGGAUCUGAUCAAGCCCAUCCGACUCCGACAACCAGACAUCCCCGUCGAGACAUGUUCCCCCGGCAGGGCUUGGGAACAAGUCACCGCAGAGCUAGUGGCGGCACAAUCCCGAGAGCCCGUGUAUUUCGGCGAAGCAGUGAGUCGCCUCCAAGCUAGGCAUGGGCCUUGUUUGUGGCUCGAAGCCGGCUCCGGAUCUGCCGCUAUACCUCUGGUUCGGCAGGCUCUUGAGCUUCGGAUUUCAGAACCUUCACCUCACUCGUUCCACCCAGUAGAUCUCGGCGGCAAACAGCCUAUGGACGCCCUGGCCGGUGUCACCCUGGGCCUCUGGAGCAAGGGAUUCCGGAUUCAAUUCUGGCCAUUCCACCAUGUCCAGAGAAAGAUGUACGCCGUGUUACACUUACCUCCGUACCAAUUCGAGAAGCACCAUCACUCGCUCGAGUAUAUCGACAAGCAUGUUGCUGAGACUGAGGUCAUGUUGCAGCCUAUGGCUAUGGAGAAGCGGGCAGGGAUGGUCUCUCUGGUUGAGAAGAUUGACGCACAUACGUCCGUAUUCCGGAUUGAACAGACAAACCACGUAUUUAUCAAUUUAAUCAAUGGGCACCGUGUCCUUGGCAACCCGCUCUGCCCGCUGUCUCUUUACAUCGAGCUGGCCACGCGAGCAGCAGCGCUCCUCACCCCGGGAUUCAAGCGAGAGGAGCACGUGCCCGAGGUCUGCGACCUCGAGAUAUUCGCGCCCCUUGGAAGGAACACCAGCUGGGAAGUCCAAAUCACCCUCGAAGAGAGCCAGCAGGGCGGGGAAAAUCAAUCGUGGGACGUCACCUUUAGCAGCUUCCCGCACUCGCAACCCAAGAAGAAAGUGCGGCACGCAUCAGCGUCCAUUUCUAUGCUCCCGUCAAAGAACCGCAAGAUGGCGGCAUCCUUUGAGCGGACCCAGCGGCUAAUCGACACCAAGAAAUGCGAGGAUAUGUUCGCUUCGGACGCCUCGGCAGGUAUCAAGGGCGCUCUGGUAUACAAGAUGUUUGACAAGGUCGUCAACUACUCCGCCAUCUACCGCGGCGUGCAGAAGAUAUCGUCCCAAGAUCGCGAGGUCGCAGGGUAUAUAUUCCUGCCGCCUCCGACGCCGGCAACAUCAUCACCGUCACAGAGGCAAGACGUGUCAAUUUGCAACCCGCUGGCCAUUGACAACUUCACGCAGGUCGCCGGGCUACACGUCAAUGGGCUCGACGACUGUGGGAAUGACGAGGUCUAUAUCUGCUCCAAGAUUGAACAGCUCCAGAUAAACCAGGGUCUGGCGCUGGAGGACACCGCAGCUGGUCGUGGCCCAUGGCUGGUAUACUCGAAUUUCGUUCGCAGUGGGGGAGACCGCGACCUGCUCAAUGAUCUUUAUAUCCUAGAUGAGAGGAGCGGUGCCCUAGUUAUGACGAUGCUCGGAGUCAGGUUUACGAAGAUAAAUGUUCACUCGCUUCAAAGGGUUCUGGCGCGAGCCAAUAUGCCUUCCACAAAAGCAACAGCCAAGGCCUGGAGCCAUAGCUCUGGUUUACUUACGCCUCAGAAGCAACAUGCUGCGAAGGAGCAUGGAGAGACACUAGCGGUGAGGUCGGAAACCCCGAGGACUGAAAAGCUACGUGCCCGCAUGGUAGAUGAGGUCGGUGUGAUCAGCGCUGCCGUGCGCCACCUGCUCAACGAGGUGGUGGACGUGCCCCUUGACGCGAUCCGCAACGAGUCUCUUCUCAGCGAAUUGGGAAUAGACUCCCUUAUGUCGACAGAGGUGUUAAAUGCCAUUAAUGAUCAGUUCUCCGUGCACAUCUCGGCUGACCUGCUGAGAGGUGACUUCGGGUCGCUCUGCGCGGCAAUUUCGGCCUCGUCUGACACAUCUAGCAUCAGCCACAGCAGCGAGUGCAACGCAGCCUCCAGCUGCGAACAUGACUCGGGUUGGACGACUUCACUUUUUGACAGCACCGCCUAUGCCACCCCUGUGGUCAGGGCUGACCCGGAGGCGACGUCCAAACUUGAGGCGCUGGUGGCCGAGCACCUCGAUAUAACUGGUGGCAUUGCGCGGGACGUCCUCCUUAAAGAGGUCGGCGUCGACUUGCUCCUGGGAACGGAGCUUGGCUCUGCCAUCGAGCAUGAAUUUGGCAUCAAGAUCGACAUGGGGAGCCUCCCUCCUGUAGUUCGAUAUGGUGAUCUAGUUGAUGUUAUUAUUUCGCAUAGAACCAGGGAAUUCAAAGAACCACCACCCCCAUCUAUCACGACUGUCCAGGAGGCGGUGAUAGGAAUAGGCCACAGUAGCGCCGUCCCUAAUCAUCUCGGGACGACAAGCGAAGAUGAAUGGAAGCCGGUGGAGCAUGCAGACGAGGACUUCACCGCCAUCAGAGAUGGCUAUCAGCACUUUGCCCAAGAGGCCGGCUAUGCUGGCUUCCGGACGCGUGUGUACCCGAAGCAGAGAAAGCUGGUCGCCGCAUACGUGCUGCAGGCAUUUUCCGCUCUGGGCUGCAAUGUGGCCAGCCUCAAGCCGGGCGAGGCCCUCCCAGCGAUCGCCCACAUCCCAAAACACGCAAAGGUAAUGGACCAGUACUACAUGAUCCUGUGCGACGAGUCAUUGCUGCGUUUUCAAGAAGGAAAGUACGUCAGGACAGACGUCCCCAUCGAGGAGGUCGAUACGGCACGACUGCAUGAGGAUCUCAGCGCCGAGUUCCCCCAGCACGCGGGUGAGCUCAAGCUGCUCGGGGCAACGGGCACGCGGCUCGCCGAUGUCCUCUCAGGGAAGACGGACCCCCUCCAGAUUCUCUUCGGAAGCAAGGCCGAUCGUGACCUGCUCGAGGAUGUAUAUCUGAACUCUCCCAUGUGGCUGACGGGGACCAAGGUGCUGACCGGCUACCUCAUGACGGCCCUCUUGCCUGGUCGCCGCGGUCCAGGCGCAGGCAAGCUGAGGAUCCUCGAGCUGGGCGCAGGCACGGGUGGUACAACGCGCCACCUGCUUCAGACGCUGUCAGGCAUGGGCGUCGAUUUCACGUACACGUUUACGGACCUGUCAUCGUCACUCGUGGCGGCGGCAAAGCGCAAGUUCGCACAAUACGGCGGCACGAUGGAAUACACGGUGCUCGACGUAGAGAAGGCGCCCCCGCAGGAGCACGUAGGCAGGUACGACAUUGUCGUGUCCUCGAACUGCAUCCACGCAACCAAGGACCUAUUCUUGUCCAGCACCAACCUGCGCAAGCUGCUCAGGGACAAUGGCGUGCUCUGCCUGCUCGAGCUGACCCGCAACAUCUACUGGCUGGACUGCGUCUUUGGCCUGCUUGAAGGGUGGUGGCUGUUUGAGGACGGCCGCAGGCAUGUGCUUGCCAGCGAGACACUCUGGAGGGACACAUUGCUGAGGGCUGGCUUCAGGCAUGUCAAAUGGAGCGAUGACGCCAGCGAGGAGUCGGAUCAGUACCGCCUCAUAGCUAGCUUUGUUACUGCGCCAACCUCGAGGCUAGAGGCGGUCCGGCCCGGGCGCCUGGAAACCAGAGACACGGUGAAAUAUGCCAAUGUUGACGGCAUCUCACUCCAGGCUGACCUAUACUAUCCGCAGCAGAGCGAUGCUGGCAAGCCUAACAGGCCAGUUGCGCUCAUGAUCCACGGCGGCGGCCAUAUCAUGCUAUCACGCAGGGACAUCCGGCCGCGGCAGACACAGCUGUUGCUGCAAAAGGGCUUCCUCCCAGUCAGCAUCGACUACCGCCUGUGUCCCGAAACGACGCUGACCGAGGGCCCCAUGACAGACGUCUGCACCGCACUGCACUGGGCGCGGACGCAGCUCCCGGCCCUGUCGGCCUCGCUGUCCCGGCCGGACGUGCGCGCAGACGGGAGCCGUGUGGUCGUCGUCGGCUGGUCCACGGGCGGUACACUGGCCAUGAGCCUCUCGUGGACGGCGCCCUCGCGCGGGAUCCGGCCGCCCGACGCCAUCCUGGCCUUCUACUGCCCGUCCGACUACGAGUCGGACUUUUGGCGGCGGGCCAACUUCCCCGAAAACACCAGAGGGGCGGCAGAGCAGGCCCAGGCGCAGGGCGGCUACGACCUGCUCGAGGGCGUGCGCGCCGGCGGUCCUAUCACAGCCUAUAACGUGACGCCACCACGCGACGGCGGGCGGGGGGCUGUUGGGGGCUGGAUGUCGCUGUCGGACCCGAGGUCGCGCAUCGCGCUGCACAUGAACUGGCGGGGGCAGACGCUUCCAACGCUGCUGGACGGGCUGCCGAGCCGGGCCGCUGCCGAUGCCAACGUGGACUGGGAGAACCGGCCACAGCCCGAUGCGGCGCGUGUCGCUGCGGUGAGCGCGCUCGCACGGGUCCGGGCGGGCGACUACAGUGUGCCGACAUUCCUGAUCCACGGCACCGCUGAUGACCUCGUUCCGGUCGAGCACACGCAGAGGAUCAGGGACAUGCUUAUGGAGAAGGGGGUCCCGAGCGGGCUGGCUGUGGUGGAUGGCGCGGUGCAUUUGUUUGACUUGUACCCGGACACCGAGGGCAAGUACUGGGCGGCGGUGCAGGAGGGAUACGAGUUCCUUGUGAGGCAGUUGGGUAUGUAG
Messenger RNA from Colletotrichum graminicola M1.001, 8010 nucleotides. Its product is annotated as beta-ketoacyl synthase domain-containing protein. Gene Ontology annotation, molecular function: fatty acid synthase activity; 3-oxoacyl-[acyl-carrier-protein] synthase activity; serine-type peptidase activity. Lineage: Eukaryota; Fungi; Ascomycota; Sordariomycetes; Glomerellales; Glomerellaceae. The transcript is spliced from 2 exons. The coding region runs from base 1 to 8010 and encodes 2669 amino acids. Gene Ontology annotation, biological process: secondary metabolite biosynthetic process; fatty acid biosynthetic process; proteolysis. The record is from RefSeq and is a predicted model, not a curated record.